This is a messenger RNA of Pelagomonas calceolata, 1458 nucleotides long. The record is from the annotation of a GenBank genome assembly. Lineage: Eukaryota; Pelagophyceae; Pelagomonadales; Pelagomonadaceae.
AUGAGGUUGAUCCCGGUCUUGCUGCCGAGCCUGGCCACGGCCUUGGUGGCGCCGGCGCGCCCCCUCACGGUGACCCCGGCGCGAUUAGCCCCCUUGCAAGCCGGCGCCGUCGCCGACGCCGAAAAACUGAAGGUGGCGCCCAAGCUCGAGAGCCCGCCCGUCGACUCCAGCGGCACGCUCCCGAAGGUGAACGGCGGCAUCGUCAUCGGCACGCGCAAGCUCGCCGUCGUGACGGGCGCGUCGUCCGGUUUAGGGUUGUACGGCGCCUUGUCCCUCGCCAAGCGCGGCGACUACUACGUGGUCCUCGCGUGCCGGAACGUCGAGCGCGCCGAGCGCGUCGCCAAGGAGAUGGGCUUCCCCGCCAACAGCUACACGGUCAUCAAGUGCGAGCUCGGGUCCUUCAAGAGCGUGCGAGACUUCGUUUUUAAUCUCAGAGCCUUCAAGGGGCCCCGAGGGCUAGAUGCUCUGGUUUGCAACGCGGCCGUCUACCUGCCGGUCCGCGCCGCGGCGUCUUCAUUGAUCUUGAACGUGACGUCUUCGUGAGACCACGCCGCCUCGACGGCGUCGACGCGGCCGUCCGAGAUUCGACGCGUCUCGCGAGAGCGCCGCGGCGGUACGGGUGAACCGCCGGACACCCACAAAGGGGACCCAAAGAUCACAAAACCACCACGCAGGCGGACCCCAAACCCAGAUUCACGGAGGACGGCUACGAGAUGUCCAUGGGCGUGAACCACCUGGGCCACUUCCUCCUCACUCAAUUACUCAUGUCCGACCUCGAGAAGGCGAAGAACGCGCGGUGUAUCAUCGUUGGUUCGAUUACGGGCAACUCCAAUACCAUCGGCGGUGGUUUAGUGUAUCCUCGAGCCGAUUUGGGCGACCUGUCCGGCCUCAAGGCCGGACCGGGUUCGGAGAUGGCCGACGGCAAGCCCUUCUUCGGCGCCAAGGCCUACAAAGAUUCGAAGGUCUGCAACAUGAUGACGGUCCAGGAGAUGCACCGCCGCUUCCACGACAAGACGGGGAUUACGUUCUCCUCCUUGUAUCCUGGGUGUAUUGCGGAGACAGGGCUCUUCAGAGAAAAGCGGGGCUGGUUCCGGUCGCUCUUCCCGGUCUUCAUGAAGUACGUGACGGGAGGGUACGUCUCGGAGGCCGAGGCCGGAGAUAGAUUGGCCCAGGUCGUGUAUGAUCCGGUGGCGUCGAAGAGCGGCGUCUACUGGUCGUGGAACGGCAACGCGCAGCAGGUCGGGCUGUACGAUCCCUCUUCCGGUAGCGUCAAGGGCGCGGGCGGCUCCGGGGGCGAGAUCUUCGAGAACAAAUACUCCUCGUCGACGGCGGACGAGCGGACCGCGGCGGAGAUGUACGAGGCGUCGAUGAAGGCCUGCGGCCUCGCAUGAGCCUCGGACAACAUUGCUGCUGUUUUCCCUCCGUCGUCUUACCCCCGUUCAUAAAUGAUGAAUAGUG